GUAGAAGUUCAUGCAAACACAUUUCAACCCUAUCUUUGUUUACUUUUGUAUUUUCCAACAUUGACCCACUUUGGAGCUUUUGUCAUGGACCUCUAGUUAAUGUACAGUUUCAAUGAUAACAUCAUAAGUCACUAGUUUUGGGGUUGAUGGGGUUCGUUGGAGCUAGAGCGAAGGCAUACCGAAACUGGACUGUCAGUGAUAUCUCCGCUAAGGCAACCUUACCAAGGCAGCCCUCCUAACCCUCUGUUAGCCUGUAUUUUGAGGACAAUAAAACCCAGUUCUCCUGUUCAACUUCAGCUAUCAUCUCCUCAUUCUUUUAGGUAGUUAGCUAGCUAGCCGUUUAUGCUAACAUAUUAUACAUGUUAACAGGGAAUGCUUGAUGUUUGUACAGCGGUCGAUGCAAAUUUAAAUACAUGUAAACAAAAUUACCCGAUUUAGUAAUUUUAAAUAUUACUAUUAUACAUUUUAUACAUACAAAUUAUACCCAUCUACAAAAACAAUUUUGUGUCGGUGGAAACACCUUACACCUGGCCCCCACAGGAGUCGCUACAGGGCGAUGGGACAAGGACAUCCCGGACGGCAAAACUCUCCCCUAACUCGGACGACACUGGGCCAAUUGUUCGUCGCCUCAUGGGCCUCCCGGGCGCGGCCGGCAUGGGUCUCGAACCAGCAUCUGUAGCAAUGCAGUUUGCACUGUGAUGUAGUGUCUUAGAGCGCUGCGCCACUCGGGAGGCUCCAUCCACAGAGUUGUUAAUGCUUUUAUCAAUUGCAUUGCACAAAGUAUCAAAAUACGACAUAGUAGUGUUAGUGUUCAUGUUAAUUAUAUAUAAAGCAGCCCAUGUAAUCAUCUGACAGAGAGUAGCCCGAGCCCCAAGUAAUACAUUUGGGCCAGAUAACCAUCAGCGGAAUCGGCCCAAGCCAUAAGUAAUACAUUUGGGUCAGAUAACUCACAUCGGAAUCGGCCCGAACCUCAAGAAAUAUAUACAUUUGGGCCAGAUAACUCACACCGGAAUCGGCCUGAGCUCAAUCCCCGCAUCCUAGCCAUAAGUAAUACUGCUGAAGGCGGCCCAGACUCGGGCCACAUGACGUCGGCCGAGUCUAGCUCUCAGCAGGGUGCCUGGGUAACUCCCAAUUGUAUAUCACGAAAUUGCUGAGAAAAUGGGGUAAAAGUCCAAUUGUAGCACAAUGCUUGGCAGACAAGGUUAAUUGACUUAGAAUACAACAACUGUAAUGAUCCCUGAGUUAGAUUAGAUUAAAAGACAAUAUAGGCCUAAUUGGCCAGACAAGGUGCUCUUCAAAAUGUUGUCUUGACUGUCACAUUGGGCCUACUGUCAUUGUAAAUAAGAAUUUGUUCUUAACUGAGUUGCCUAGUUAAAUACAGGUUAAAUAAAAUACUGUAUGUAAUAAAAUAAUAAAGUUAAAUCAUUUCAAGAAUCUAGGCACAAGGUCAUCAUUUUUUUAUUUAAAAAAUCUGCGUUUCUGAUUAUAAAAUUGUAAAUAACAAAAUCGACUGUAUUUGUUCAAUAUGAUUCCAACGAGCCUGUAGGCUUAUUAUAGGCUUAUAAUAUAAUAUUUGAUUUAUAUAUCCUACAAAUGUAAUGGUUGUGAACUUAAAUGAUAUAAAUGAACUAACACCUUAAGCAUAAAUAAUAAAUGAUUUAAAGUAAACAAUAUGGCAUUUUCUGUAGACUAAAGAAAAACGCCAUACGUGCCAUAAACACCACGGGAAUGUCCAUUGUGGCCAAUCGUGUCUUCUGGGUUUACCUUUAAGCUGCACUAGUCCCCUCCUAGUGCGCAUAUAAACCCACUUCUCCCAGACAACUCUCAGAAAACUUUGGACAGGAACUUUCACCAUGCUCUACUCGUUGACAUUUCUCGUCGAAAAGCUAUCCCUUCUCUCGAACUUCAAACUUUUUGAGUUUAAAUGGACUGAUGGGAAACGCAAAGGGGCGGGAUGCACAGAACGCACGACAUAUAGUCCUGCAGUCGCGCCGUUGCCUCUCCAGAGAGGGGACCUUUUGGAGGUGCCGAGGACUUUGUUCACGCACUUCGGUAUCUACUUGGGUGACAACAAAGUCGCUCACCUGAUCCCAGAUAUCAUGCCCGUGCUAACCAAUGACAAGAUGAUCAUCAAAAAAGUUAUCACAAAUAAGAGACUCAUCAUGGGUUGCUUGUACAAGUGUGCCGCGGUGCGCGUGGACACCUUGGAUGACUUUGUAUAUGGCUCAAACAUAUUGGUGAAUCAUAUGGAUAGGAAAUGCAAGGCGCAACAACCGUUCCCAAAUGAAGAGGUUGCCGAGAGGGCAGAACAACUCGUCGGCGCCAUCCCUUACAGUUUACUAUGGAAUAACUGCGAACAUUUUGUUACAUACUGCAGAUACGGUUCAGCGAAAAGUCAGCAAACGGAAAUGUUUUGUGAGUUCCUGAAAUCAAUCAUCCGAGACCAGAGGAGUGUCUUUCUCAGUGUUCUCCUGGGAAUUAUCUACAUCAUCUGCUUUGGCCUGGCGCCUUCAACUACGUUACCCACAAUCCUCAUCCCCUUCACUCUGUGGAUGGCCGGCUGAGAAGCCAAUGUUCAAAGCCUUCAAACACUCCUAUAUGGACAUUUCAAUAGAAACUAUUUGGGAUGGUGUCUUUUCAUUGGUCCUUGUGAUGACAUCAAUUGGCACCUCCCAACUCAUUUGACUUUGGUAUAGGCCUAUAGUGGAACGUCAUAUAAUAGUCGAUUGUUACAGCAAGCGCUAGCAUCCACUCACUUUUGAUUUGAUCCUUGCCAGCCAAAAGUAAACAUAGGGCAAUGUGGCUGCAGGCCUAACAAUUUUACAUGUGAGUGUUCAUGUCAACACUUACUGUAUUGUAUGUAGGCCAUUAAGGCAUUAUAAAGCCUUUAUAAAGGCCAUAUGAUCCCUCUGUGAACAAUGUAUUAUCCAUAUUUCUCCCAAAAGAUUGGCCAAGGCGCACUUUCUACUUUGUAUCUUACUGUGUAAGUCACUGUCGUCUAAUCUGUAAAUAAUUUAUUUUCUUCAAUGAUGAUACUCUUGUAUAAUUUUUUAAAAAUAGAUACAGUUUGAAACUCUAAGAGUACUAUGCUGAUUAAUACAAUACUUAUGUGUUUUGAGAGCAGAUCAUUUUGUUUUCAAUCAAAUACAUUGUAAAUAUCAGAAAUGUUAAUAAAGAUAUUGGAAGUUG
Oncorhynchus nerka (sockeye salmon) is the source of this 3189-nucleotide messenger RNA. Its product is annotated as lecithin retinol acyltransferase-like. The record is from RefSeq and is a predicted model, not a curated record. Gene Ontology annotation, cellular component: rough endoplasmic reticulum. The transcript is spliced from 2 exons. Bases 1854 to 2564 code for a protein of 236 amino acids. Lineage: Eukaryota; Metazoa; Chordata; Actinopteri; Salmoniformes; Salmonidae. Gene Ontology annotation, molecular function: phosphatidylcholine-retinol O-acyltransferase activity. Gene Ontology annotation, biological process: retinol metabolic process; vitamin A metabolic process.